UGUUUUUGGUGGUUUCUUGAACCCACAGGGAUUGAGCAGCAAAGAAGCACAUGGAGGCGUUAAAGAGGGCGGUGAUCCGAGUAGCCGCCACCCCGGAUGGCCGCCUCCAGGAGCUGCCGUUCCUCCAACGCUCCCUCCUCCUCCCUCUUCUCUCCUUCGCUUCCUCUCUCUUCCGCCUCUCCGUCGCCCUACGCCGCCGUCUCUACCGCUUCGGCCUCCUCCCUCGGCACAGGUUGCCGGUGCCGGUAAUCAGUGUUGGCAAUCUGACAUGGGGCGGCAAUGGGAAGACGCCCAUGGUGGAAUUCAUCGCCCGGAUCUGUGUCGAGGCCGGAAUCCCGCCUCUUAUCCUCACCAGGGGCUAUGCAAGUGGUGAUGAAGCUAAAAUGCUUGAGAGACAUCUUUCAGGGACUUCUGCUAGGAUUGGUGUAGGUGCAAACAGGACUGCUGUUGCAGCUUCUAUAUUUGAAAGGCAUGGAUACGUGAAAUUUGAAAACACAUUAUAUUCAAAGAAACUCUCAAAUCCUCACGAGUUUGGAUCUGCAUCAGAGAAUGGAAAAGUUGGUGUUGCCAUCCUGGAUGAUGGAAUGCAGCAUUGGAGCAUGUUGUGUGAUGUGGAAAUUGUUAUGUUAAAUGGCUUAAUGCCUUGGGGGAACAACCAUUUGAUUCCGCGUGGGUCUUUGAGAGAACCACUGGGUGCACUUUCUAGAGCGGAUAUCAUUGUAGUUCAUCAUGCAGAUUUGGUAUCUGAUGGGCAGCUUAAAGUCAUAAAGUCAAAGAUGCAUACUGUUGAUGCAUGCCAUGCCGUAUUUUUCACUAGAUUGGCACCAUCACACUUUUUUGAAGUCAAGAAUCAGCACUCAACAUUGCCACUCAGUGUGGUGCUUAACAGGGUUGUACUGUGUGUUUCUGCGAUUGGUUUUCCAAAUGCUUUUGUCCAGGCAGUUGGGAAGAUUGGGCCAUUGCUUGUUGAUAGGUUAGACUUCGGUGAUCAUCACUCCAUUCAAUUAAAUGAUAUUGAGAUGAUCAAAGAGAGACUUGGCAAACUCAAGGAUAGAUUCAAUACUGAAGUUGUUGCAGUGGUGACGGAAAAGGACUAUGAUCGUGAUGCACUAAUUUUAAGGGAGAUACACAAUUUUGAUGUUCUGGUCCUGUGUUCUUCUUUUCAAAUCAUGCCAUCUUACGGACAGGGAGAGGAUACCUUUAGGAGGAAGCUCAAGGAGCUGAUAAUUUCAAAGUUUGGAGGAUGAAACAUGUUUUUGCUCAAGUUUUCUUCUCUGUUAUGUCUCAGAUUAGUUAAAUCUCAGUAGCACCCAUUCCCUCUGCCGGCAAGGACAUUCCCUCUUUAUGAUCCUCUAGCUUGGCCGGUCCUCUGCACACUUGGUGCAGCUCUUGUCCUGGUGGCGGUCUCUAAACAAGAAAAAGAAAAAAAAGAGCAAAAUAUACAAUCGUUGUAAUUUAAUUUCUUUUUACUGUUGAUGUAAUUUAAUUUCUGGUUGUAGUCAUCUAGUGGAAUGGUUAAAAGAAUAACAUCAAAACCUGAACCUGGUAAUAAAUUGUUAUUGAAUUGCCUGAGUUAUUUCCUAAA
Molecule: messenger RNA, 1585 nt
Organism: Musa acuminata subsp. malaccensis (wild Malaysian banana)
Lineage: Eukaryota; Viridiplantae; Streptophyta; Magnoliopsida; Zingiberales; Musaceae
Product: probable tetraacyldisaccharide 4'-kinase, mitochondrial
Biological process (GO): lipid A biosynthetic process
Molecular function (GO): lipid-A 4'-kinase activity; ATP binding
Source: RefSeq, a predicted model, not a curated record